AUGUCCUGUUGUGGCUCCGUCUGCUCUGACCAGGGCUGUGGCCGCGGCUGCUGCCAGGCCACCUGCUGCCGCCCCAGCUGCUGUGGUUCCUGCUGCUGCCGCCCCAGCUGCUGCAUUUCUAGCUGCUGCCGCCCCUCCUGCUGUGGUUCUAGCUGCUGUGGCUCCAGCUGCUGCCGGCCCUCCUGUUGCAUCUCCAGCUGCUGCCGCCCCUCCUGCUGUGGCUCCAGCUGCUGUGGCUCCAGCUGCUGCCGCCCCUCCUGUUGCAUCUCCAGCUGCUGUCGCCCCUCUUGCUGUGGUUCUAGCUGCUGUGGCUCCAGCUGCUGCCGGCCCAGCUGCUGCCCCUGCUGCUGCCUCCGCCCAGUCUGUGGCCAGGUCUCCUGCCCCACCAAUUGCUAUCGCCCCACCUGUGUCAUCUCCACCUGCCCCCGUCCCAUGUGCUGUGCCAUCCCUGACUGCUGAAUCUCUGCUUUGAACACACCACUUCCUCCUUGCCUCCCUCCCCAGAGAAUCAGGCUCUGCUUUUCAAAAAAUGUGUAACUGAUCUCUUGGAUCCCGUAGCAAACCCCAGCCCUACUGAUUCUUUGUUUACAUCCUAACUUCGUCCAAACUUCCUUCCUUCGUUCAGAACCUUCUAAUAAAUUAAGUUCCCCCAACAACUCUCCCUUUAUC
This is a messenger RNA of Myotis daubentonii (Daubenton's bat), 669 nucleotides long. RefSeq names its product keratin-associated protein 4-11-like. Lineage: Eukaryota; Metazoa; Chordata; Mammalia; Chiroptera; Vespertilionidae. Bases 1 to 459 code for a protein of 152 amino acids. The transcript has a single exon. The record is from RefSeq and is a predicted model, not a curated record.